AUGUCCACCGCCUCCGUUGCACAACAGGCAAUUCCAAAGGCUUUUCCCAAGAUGAUGCACCGAUACGUCGGAAACAGCCGGCUGUUUGAGUGCCUUAAACCGUAUGAAAAGUACCCUGCAGUGGCCUACUUGAACUCUGUCUAUAACAGUGCUCCCCUCUUCAAGUGGUCGCUCAGUAUUGUUCCACUUUAUGGCAUUUUCGUUGGGAACCCGCCGGUGGAGAAGGUGGACUUCAAUUCCAGUGCCGCCCUGUGCGCCACUGGAAUGGUAUGGUUUGUGUAUGCCCUUCUCAUCCAGCCGCAGAACUCCGGAAGUCGCUCCCUGGCGCUUGUCAAUAUUUGCCUGGCCUCCGUGAAUGGGUACAACUGCUACCGCAGCUGGAACUACAAGCGCCAAAAGGCAUUGAGUCAGUAA
Molecule: messenger RNA, 414 nt
Organism: Trypanosoma grayi
Lineage: Eukaryota; Euglenozoa; Kinetoplastea; Trypanosomatida; Trypanosomatidae
Exons: 1
Coding region: 1-414 (137 amino acids)
Biological process (GO): pyruvate import into mitochondria
Cellular component (GO): mitochondrial inner membrane
Source: RefSeq, a predicted model, not a curated record